CAGUCAAAACGUGGAGCAAGCAAUAAAACGUAUGCAUUUUUAAGAGAGUCUCCUUCAAAAACUUGAUGUGUCUGUCAAUCUGCACACACCAGAUAUUGUAUGUAUUGUAGAGUCCUGGCUCUCACCAGAGAUCCAGGACUCUGAAAUUAUUAUCCCCAUACUGUAAGGUUGGACAGAAACAGACAUGGUGGUGGUUUUGUCUCUAACAAGUUUGUGUUUCAACAUCUCCCUGAUUGUUCCCCUCUUGACAAUGACCCUGCGUCAUGCAAAUCUUGUUAAGCAUCCAUUGCCUGAGCAUAUCGUGCCUGUGAGAAUUCGUCAUAGCUGGAAUUAAAUGGUGGGAGUGAGGGGUAAGAGGAGAGUGACUGAG
This is a messenger RNA of Geodia barretti, 370 nucleotides long. The record is from the annotation of a GenBank genome assembly. NCBI's taxonomy places the organism in Eukaryota, Metazoa, Porifera, Demospongiae, Tetractinellida, Geodiidae.